This is a messenger RNA of Cuscuta epithymum, 1474 nucleotides long. The record is from the annotation of a GenBank genome assembly. NCBI's taxonomy places the organism in Eukaryota, Viridiplantae, Streptophyta, Magnoliopsida, Solanales, Convolvulaceae.
CGAAAAUCAUGUUCACUUCUUCUUUGACCCAAUCUUCAUGCUUAUACCACUUAAUUUAUAUACAUAAGUCACACACAAUUAAUUACUCAUCCAAAUAUCAAGGCUAGCAAAGUAUGGUGUCCACGAAAACCAUUCUACAAGCCGCGGCAUCAGUGGCGGCAUCGGCGAUGAUGGCCCGGAACAUAUUGCCCUACGAACUCCAGAACCGUGUCCGGUCAAGCGUCGUCAACGUCCUCCUCAAGUUCUUCUCUCCCACCAUGGAACUGGUCAUCCAAGAGCGGACUGACGGUGGCAAAAACCUAAUGUACGAGGCGGCUGAGUCGUAUCUCGGGAGGCGGCACGGCCUGUCCGACUCAGCCGCCUCCUACCGCUUACGCGUCGCCAUCCCACAGGACGAGGCUAAGAUCUCUACCACCAUAGACCAAGGCGAGCAAGUCGUUGACCGUUUCAACGGCGUCUCGUUCACGUGGACUAAAGUCACUGCAAAGCGAAGGAAUGGCGAUCUCCCUCGCUUUGAAGACUACUCAUCGGCUUCCUUCACCCUCACCUUUCACAAGAAACACAAGAAGAUGGUGUUUGACGCCUACUUCCCUUUCAUAUUGGCCGAGUCAGUCAAAGGCAAACUCGAGCAAAAGACUCCCAAGCUCUUCUCCAUGAGACUAGAUCACGGCUUGGGCUACUCUUAUAAUAGUCGUUCUGAUCAUAAUAAGUGGAAGUUCGUCAAGCUGGACCAUCCUUCCACCUUUCAGACACUAGCUAUGGAUACCGAGUUGAAGACAUCCAUUAUGGAAGAUCUUGAUAGGGAACAGAUCUAUACUAGUUGUGGAAGACAUUGAUUGCAGUCUUGACAUCACUGACCGAAUCACAAACAAACUAGCUCUCUCUAACCCUGCCAAAAAGUCAUCAAAAGACAGAAAUGCGCUGACUUUGUCAGGACUACUGAACUUCAUUGACGGGUUGUGGUCGAGCUGCGGGGAUGAGAGGAUCAUCAUCUUCACCACAAACCACAAGGAAAGAUUGGACCCAGCCCUUUUGAGGCCGGGUCGGAUGGAUGUGCACAUCCACAUGUCCUAUUGCACGUUUGACGCGUUCUUGACUUUGGCGAAGAACUAUUUGGGAAUUGAGGAACAUUUUUUGCUUUUCCCAGAGAUUCAAAACCUGUUGGCGAAGGCAAAGGUGACCCCUGCCGAGGUGGGUGAGCACUUGCUGAGGAAUGAAAACCCUGAUCACGCCCUUGUAAGUGUUGUUGACCUUCUCAAAACGAAAAUAGCCGAAGAAAAUGAUAAUGAAAACCCUAAUUAACCACACCUAGGAAGGGUGAGGCAGCUAUGGAACCCUUGUUACUUUCUGAUGACGACUCCCAUGAUCCCAUUAAUCAUUGUUAAGCAUGCUUUGUUUUAGUUUUAAUAUAAUACUUGGUGUACUCAUGUUUUUGUGAAUUGAUUCUCUUGUAGUACGUUUUUAAUGACAUGCU